AAAAACAAUCCCUGGGUAUUUGUGGAGGAAAAGAGCUUCACUUUAAAGCGUCACCUCAACAACCCUUUUAUGUGGUGUUAUUUUACAGUUAUAACCAUGUGGAUGUGACUCUUAAUCUGUCUCUGGCUGCAGGCUCUCCCCUCAGCACAGGCAGCUGUGUCAAACAGAAACUUUGCACUGAUGAUCUUAAAUCUGCAGCCGUAAAACCACAGAGCCAUGAAUAAUUGGCAUAAAUAGGCAUUAAAUUGUAUUUGAAGUCAGUGUGGGACUGUUUCUGCCCCAGGCUUUGCUGCCACAUUUUAUUCUUAGUUACAUAAACAAAGCUUUCCCUCUGUCGAGCACCAUGACCAAAUAUGGUGAAGAAAUGACAAAUCCCCUCUUUCCAUUCAUAAAAUUGUGACCAACUAUUGACUUUCUGGCAUAUGCAAUGUACACUUGCGUAAAAACACCAUUGGAUCAUGCGACCUGUGUUUGCGUAGCACCCCUACUCUAAUCUUGAUGUGGUAAAAGUCCAUCAGGGCUCACUUGUCACACUCAGCUUGUCAUUGACUGGAGCAGCUUGUCAUCGGACCUUCGUCAGAGGAUGAGAGGGUAUUACAAGCUUUGAAAGGUUUGACGCAACUCGGCCCAGGCCAGCGUUACUUUCCGCUCAUAUACUCUGAUGUGUGCAUUGAACACGCCCUCUAAUAAAUCAUAACUGUUUCCCCAUACCUGGUUGUAAACACAAAAGUUGUAGGGGUUUAUUGGGUUUUGUAAUUGCCCAAAACAUUGGCAACUCAUAGAAAUAAGAAACCUUUUAAUACAUUUUCAUUAUUUUUUUCUGUAAAGAAAACAGAAACUAAUUAGCUGUCAAAGUUAUGUUACUUUACAGCCCAGUCAGUACAUUUCUUUGGCCUUUUGAGAAAUACCGGUCAGACACAGUGAGUGUUCUCAGCCAGCAGCUUUCAAGCACACCGAGAUGAUCAGAUAAGCUAUAGCAUCUAUACUCUCCAGCAUUUCUUUUGAAUGCAACUAUGAUCCCUAGAUCCUGGGCCGUGGCUAACUGUUAAACCCAUUUAAGCUGACACAGUGCCCUGAGCUGCAGAUUUGUCUGGAGCAUAUCUGGUCUUGACAAGACAACCUGGUUACCUACAGUGCCUCAUGUUGACUGUGUUUCCCGUCUAUAGAUGUCACUAGCAAUAGUUGGAAGAGCACCAGCACCGUCACACUUGGAAGGGGGAGGGGUUAAACACUUGCUGUCUUGAUACCUAUUUUAUUUCACAGUACCCAUGCACUGUGUUCACACUGUAGUGUAACAAUAUAUGUCAACAUAACUCGUCUGUGUUAUGCUUGGAUGAAUCUUGGCAUUGAUCUUGGAGCGACGUUUACUGGCUUUGCACAUUUUGUUUCAAUGAAGUUUUCACCUCUUGACACAAAAUAUUACAGAUAAGUUGGUGCAUACUGUACAAACGGGCCUCGUAUUUUUGAGCAGCUAAAAUUGUUUAGUCAGUGGGAUCAUGAUGUUAUUCCAGAGUAGUUAUUUUCAUUGGUGAUUCAUUCAAGUCACAUUUUAAGAAAAUUGUUAAACAUUUGAUGUUGCCAGCUUUGCAGAUAUGAAGAUCUGCUGUUUUUUUUAUCAUAAGAAGAAAUUGGAUGUCUUUUUAUGAUGAAUUUAUUAUAAUUUCUACAUUAAUGUAAGAAUAGAAGUCAGAUUAAGUAGCCGGAUAAAAAGUCAUACAUGUUCCAGUCUAAAGCUUUGGAAUGUGCUCUGUGUAGAUUUUGAGCAUACUUUUUUUCUCUGAUAGUUAUCUGUUCAAUCUGAUCUAAUGUGCAUGACUGAAUUUCUGAUAAAUGGCAUUUUGGCACACCCGUUUCUUCGACUACCUCAGUAGACAGUUAGUCUCCGUUCAAAUUCUUCAGGUGAUUGUCAACUGUCUUCUCAUUCCUGUUGCUUUUAAUCACGACAUGUGCUUCAUGUUUGUUGUUGUGAUAUACUUGUUGUUAUGUACAUGAACUCUGUAUUUCUCUCUGUCUUCUCUUCUGUAUCAUCCCAUCCAUGUGGGUGAUUGUUCCUGCAAAACCUUGGUGAUCAAUAGAGACUUUUGUGAAAGAGUUUCUAGCGAAAGCCAAAGAAGAUUUCUUACGGAAAUGGGAAUGCCCACCUCAGAGCACAACAUGCCUAGACGACUUUGACAGAAUAAAGACUCUGGGUACCGGCUCGUUUGGGAGAGUAAUGCUGGUGAAACACAAAGGGUCAGAGCAAUACUUUGCUAUGAAAAUACUGGACAAGCAGAAGGUGGUAAAACUCAAGCAAAUAGAACACACGUUAAACGAGAAAAGGAUAUUACAAGCAGUGAGCUUCCCCUUUCUCGUCAGACUUGAGUACGCAUUUAAGGACAACUCCAAUUUGUAUAUGGUAAUGGAGUAUGUUCCAGGAGGGGAAAUGUUCUCACACCUAAGAAGAAUUGGAAGGUUCAGUGAACCACAUGCACGAUUUUAUGCUGCCCAGAUAGUGCUGACAUUUGAAUACCUACAUUCGCUAGAUCUCAUUUACAGAGAUCUGAAACCUGAGAAUCUUCUCAUUGACCACCACGGCUACAUUCAGGUGACAGACUUUGGAUUUGCCAAGCGGGUAAAAGGAAGAACCUGGACGUUGUGUGGAACACCGGAGUAUCUGGCGCCUGAAAUCAUUCUCAGCAAAGGAUAUAACAAAGCCGUGGACUGGUGGGCCCUCGGAGUCCUCAUCUAUGAAAUGGCAGCUGGAUACCCCCCGUUCUUUGCAGAUCAGCCAAUCCAGAUCUAUGAAAAGAUUGUGUCUGGAAAGGUACGAUUUCCCUCCCACUUCAGCUCAGAUUUGAAAGACCUGUUGAGAAACCUCCUGCAGGUGGAUCUGACUAAACGAUACGGCAACCUGAAGAACGGAGUCAACGACAUCAAGGGCCAUAAAUGGUUUGCUACAACAGACUGGAUCGCAAUCUAUGAGCGAAAGGUUGAAGCUCCAUUCAUACCAAAGUGCAGAGGCCCGGGGGACACCAGCAACUUUGAUGACUACGAGGAGGAAGAGAUCCGUGUUUCUGUAACAGAAAAAUGCGGAAAGGAGUUUGCAGAGUUUUAGGACGUCAUAAUAUGGAUAUAUCAGGGAAAUUUAAGGGGAUCUUUGCACUCUUCAAAAAGACUUGGAUCUACUACAUAGUCCCUUCAUUCCACAAGGCUGAAUGAGGUCGCCAUGAUCCUUGGGUGCCGAUAACCUCUCACUGUUGCGUACACCUGCGUAUUAAAGCAGACACAUCACUUUUUCUUUUUUUUUUCCUUUUUUUUUUAUACAUGUUUUUCUUUUCUAAACUUUGGAGGCAGUAGUCUUGGAUGUUUUUAAUCCUCACUCACAAUGUGAUAUUUUUUGAUUUUAUGAGGGAAAAACAGACGGUGGUCAUAACAGUCCACACGCUGUAACUGACUUUUCUGUGGCAUUUUAAGAACACAGCUGAGUGGGUUUAUACAUUUUUUUCCCUUUGUCAUCAACAAUGUACAUUUAAAGUUGACAUCACUUUUAGUUCUAGCCAGCAAAAAGAGGUAGAUUUUGUCUUAUGUGCAUAUCUGUCAGUUUGGAAGACAUUUGAACACAGCGAGUGUUUAAAGCAUGACCAAAUAGAAAAAUUCUGGGUGACACAAGAAGAGAGGGCCUUUCCUUUCUUUGCUUUUUGCCUUAGAGAGCCAAGUCCUCAGAUCUCCCACAAAAGCAUCCAUUCACUGUCUUUUUGGUAAUUUUAACCCAGGCACAGCAAAGCUAUCGCAGAAAAUGACAAACCUUGCAUUGGCAAGUCCACUUGUUUGUUUGAUCCGUUUGGGUCUAUUAGUUACAUGUAAAAACGAUCAUUUGCAACCUUAACUGUUUUGUUUGCCACCGUGUUAACAUUAUAGUCAUGUUGUCCCUAGAUUUCAGGUCUGCUUAGGACCCUUUGUUACAAGUCUGUGGAACAAUGUGACUUCAGUAAACAGAAAAGAGUGAAGUGAAAUCCUUUUAUAGGAUUUUUAUUUUAUUUUAUUUUUCUUUUGAGUGUUUUGUAAAUCUGCAAAAAUCAGUGUGAAUAGUGUUGGGGGUUUUCGCCUCAACAUUGUUAGUUAAACCAUAACAAGAAUUCAGAUUUUAUUUAUUAAAUGAAAGACAUUUUAAAAGUUAAUUAAGAAUCAGAAAGGCAAAACAGGAUAUCCAUAUUCUUCCUGUCACCAGCCCCAGGCAAAUUACCUUUUUCAUUCUUGUCAAAGAAUGUAGAUUUGCAAUUUCUAGGUAUGCAUAUUUGAAAGCUUGAUUUCAAAGUUGUUUUUGUUUGUUUUUCUUUUUUUUAAUUAUCUUUUCCUCACAAUACACUGGCUAAAAUGAAGACUGCUCCUUUGUAUCACAUGUAAUCCCGUUCUUGUUAAGCUCAUUACAUUAUACAUAUAUGCAUUGUUUCAUAUAUGUUUUUAUUUAUACACAUUAGAGAUGCUAAUAAAUUUUAUUUUUAAAAGUG
Messenger RNA from Cololabis saira (Pacific saury), 4487 nucleotides. RefSeq names its product protein kinase, cAMP-dependent, catalytic, beta b (gene prkacbb). The transcript is spliced from 10 exons. The record is from RefSeq and is a predicted model, not a curated record. Gene Ontology annotation, cellular component: cAMP-dependent protein kinase complex; nucleus. Gene Ontology annotation, biological process: peptidyl-serine phosphorylation. The coding region runs from base 2213 to 3094 and encodes 293 amino acids. Gene Ontology annotation, molecular function: ATP binding; cAMP-dependent protein kinase activity. NCBI's taxonomy places the organism in Eukaryota, Metazoa, Chordata, Actinopteri, Beloniformes, Belonidae.